Messenger RNA from Colletotrichum godetiae, 283 nucleotides. RefSeq lists its product as uncharacterized. The coding region runs from base 16 to 180 and encodes 54 amino acids. The transcript has a single exon. The record is from RefSeq and is a predicted model, not a curated record. NCBI's taxonomy places the organism in Eukaryota, Fungi, Ascomycota, Sordariomycetes, Glomerellales, Glomerellaceae.
GCAGCAGAAGGGCUCAUGCGCAGAAGAUGGGGACCUGGGCAGAAUUCAGAGAAAGGGAGCCUUCCACCGGGGAUUACUUCCAAGUACCUAGGGGAGAGAGACAAGCCGAAGGACAGCAAGAAAGAGAGAAAGAGGGUGUGUCGUCAUUCGAAGAAAAAAGGGGGCGUGUUGUUAACAUGACGAACCAAUGUAUGGACGGACCGUCCAAGGAGACUGAGAGUGAAGGCAAAAAGAGAGGAGAGGGCAAGCAGGGAGACGCCGAAAGAGACGGGGGCCACCGGUC